AUGGAGACCAGAGCCCUCUGUCUAAUGCUGCUGGUCCUGCUAGCUGGCUCCUCUGGGGUAGCUGCGGAGUACAUUGGUCUGUCUCCAAACCAGUGUAUGGUCCCGGCCAAGGUCAGGGUGGACUGCGGCUACCCCAGCGUCUCCAAAGAGGAGUGUAACAACCGUGGCUGCUGCUUUGACUCCAGCAUCCGGAAUGUGCCCUGGUGCUUCAAGCCCCUGCAGGAGGCAGAAUGCACAUUUUGA
Chionomys nivalis (European snow vole) is the source of this 243-nucleotide messenger RNA. RefSeq names its product trefoil factor 3 (gene Tff3). The record is from RefSeq and is a predicted model, not a curated record. Gene Ontology annotation, biological process: maintenance of gastrointestinal epithelium. The transcript has 3 exons. Lineage: Eukaryota; Metazoa; Chordata; Mammalia; Rodentia; Cricetidae. Bases 1 to 243 code for a protein of 80 amino acids.